GGCUAACAGAGAGCAAACCCAGCGGAUCAAAUCGGAUCGAGGGGAUCGGACCUCGCAAGAACUGGAGGUCUAACAGAGAUGUUUCCCCAGUUCGGAGCGGCGACGGCGGACAGUCUCAGUCGGGCAUCCACUCUCGUCUUCCGGAUCGGCACCGACGCUCACCUCUAUGAUGAUCCCGAUGACGUCAACAUCGCUCCUCUCCUCGACAGCCGCUUCGACUCCGAGAAGUGCGAGGCCCUCAAGCGCCUCCUUGCCCUCAUCGCACAGGGCGUUGACGUCUGCAACUUCUUCCCCCAGGUUGUGAAGAACGUGGCGUCUCAGUCGUUGGAAGUGAAGAAGCUUGCUUAUCUUUAUCUUCUCCAAUAUGCUGAAAAGCGCCCCAAUGAAGCUUUGCUGUCAAUUAACUGCUUUCAGAAAGACUUGUCCGAUCUAAAUCCACUGGUUAGAGCAUGGGCACUACGCUCCAUGGCUGGUAUACAUCUACAUGUUGUUGCUCCUCUUGUUUUAGCUGCCAUCAGGAAGUGCGCUAGGGAUCCAUCUUCUUAUGUCAGAAAAUGUGCUGUCAAUGCACUUUCUAAAUUACUUGACUUGCUUCCAGAGGAAAAUAAUGAUAUUGAAGAGCUGGUCAAUAUCUUCAUGAGUGACCAUUCACUUGGAGUUGUUGGAGCUUCUGCAGUUGCUUUCAAAACAGUCUGCUUGAAAAAUCUUUCACUCAUUAGUAAACACUUUAGAAGGUUUUGUGAAUCCCUUCCAGAUAUUGAAGAGUGGGGGCAGAUUACUCUGAUUGAGAUUCUUUUACGUUACGUAAUAGCUAGGCAUGGACUUGUUAGAGAGUCUAUCAUGUUCACUUCAAAUGCUACAGAAAGUUUCCAUUCUAAAUGGGGUUCUACUGGUCUAUUUCAUACAUUUGAUAAUCAUAAUAGUUAUAUUGAGAAUGUUCCUCACGACUUCAAAGGAAAUUCAUUGAUGUCCAAAAAUUACAUUGAAGGAUGGGAGGAAUGUUUAUUACAACAUGGUUUUACAAAUGGAAAUGUUGGUGAAGAUCAAUAUCACCUAAACUAUGUGGCUCCAGCAUCCAUUGAAAAUGAUGAUGUGAGGAUUUUAUUGCAAUGUACAUUGCCUCUCUUGUGGAGUCAAAAUAGUGCAGUUGUGCUAGCUGCUGUUGGUGUUCAUUGGAUUAUGGCCCCAAACGAGAAAGUUCAGAGAAUUGUAAAGCCAAUUCUAUUUCUCCUAAGAUCAUUUCCUGAUUCAAAAUAUGUGGUGCUUUGUAAUAUACAGGUGUUCGCCAAAGUACUCCCUUCACUCUUUGCACCUCAUUAUGAAGAUUUUUUUGUACAUAGCUCUGAGAUUUACCAGAUUAGAGCUCUUAAGCUUGAAAUACUUUCCGCCAUUGUGACGGAUGCUUCAAGUCAAUUCAUUUUGGAUGAGUUCCAGGAUUACAUUAAAGAUCCAGAUCGGAGGUUCGUUGCUGACACAGUUGCUGCAAUUGGUAUAUGUGCUCAAAGGCUACCUUCUGUGGUUGAUGUCUGUUUAGAAGGGCUAUUAGGACUUGCUUCACAAGAAUCAUCAACUAGCAAUGCAUUCCAGAAGGACGGGGAAGCUUGUAUUUUGGUGCAAGCAAUCAUGUCCAUUAAGUCAAUAAUAAAGCACAGUCCAGCUAGGCAUGAAAAGGUUAUUGCAAGAUUGGCUCGCAAUCUGGAUGUGAUUAAGGAACCUGCUGCACGCGCAUUAAUUAUCUGGAUAGUGGGAGAAUACUGCUCCAUUGGACUGAUCAUGCCAAAUAUAAUUCCCAAUGUACUGAAGUUUCUAGCUUGGUCCUUCUCGUCGGAAAUUCUUGAAACAAAGCAUCAGAUUCUCAACACUGCUAUUAAGGUCGUAUUAAGUGCCCGAAAUGAGGAUAUGUUAAUGUUUGAGAAGAUCCUUAAUUAUAUUUUGCAAUUGGCAAAAUAUGAUAUAGAUUAUGACAUCCGUGACCGUGCUCGCAUGGCGGAGAAACUUUUAUCUCCAUGUAAUGCGGAAGACAUAUCACGCAAGAUGCAAAAUGGGGGCACAGCUGGUGAAAUUUUGGAAAACAUUUUUAGGGGAAUUAAGCAUCCCUCUCGAUUGCCUGAUCAUGAUUUUCGAUUUUAUCUUCCUGGAUCACUUUCACAUGUGGUGCUUCAUGCAGCUCCUGGAUAUGACCCUCUUCCUAAGCCUUGCAGUCUGCAUGACAAUUUGCCAAAUGGAAUAGCUGAUGAAGAUGCUACCAGUGGUUCAUUCGAUUCUGGGUCUUCCAUCGAUGACAGUGGCUCCUAUAAUGAUUCAGACCCAUCUGUUACUAGCUCUGUAGAGAGUGAUGGAAAUGAGUUGGCAAGUGAUUCCCAUGUUUCAAACAACCCUUCUUCGUCAUCAAUAACUAAUAUUGAUGAAGAUAGAAAGGAAAAUUCGCAUUGUCAUCCUUCAGAGUCCAGUUUUGUUUAUGAUCAAAGUGUAGCAGAAAAUUUGACCACAUCCAUCUCUUCUGAUCUCGCUGAUUUGAUGUCAAGGACAGCUCUUGAAUCAUGGCUUGACGAGAAUUCUGGUUUACCAUCUGCAACAAAACCCAGUGAAUCGUCUUCUAUAAGAAUUUCUGUCAAUGAUCUUAGUUUCACUGUCUCUCCUAAACUUCAUACGCUCCUAGAUCCGGCAAAUGGGAAUGGUUUGAAAGUGGAAUAUUCUUUCUUAGCAGAAGCUUCAAAACAUUCCCCUUUUCUAGUAUGCAUUGAACUAUUGCUUUCAAACUGUUCAAAUGAACUGUUGACUGCCAUAACUGUGGAAGAUGAAGAACCAAAUAAAAGUGCAGCAUCUUCCAUGCAAGUGCUAGAGAAACCUGAAAGCUUAUCAACCACUGAUGAGGGGUCAACUAUAAUUCCUAUUGAAGAGAUUACAAGGCUGGAACCUGGUCAGACAAUCAAAAGAACUCUUCAAGUUCAAUUUCAACAUCAUCUAUUACCUCUCAAAGUAGCUGUGUUUUGCAAUGGGAGAAGAUAUGUAGUAAAACUGUGGCCAGAUAUUGGUUAUUUCAUAAGGCCCAUUUCCAUGAAUGGUAACUCAUUUGUUGAAAAGGAAUCAGAGUUAAAGGGAAUGUUUGAAUGUACUAAAAGAUGCUCGUUUGAAGGCCAUAUCGAAGAUCUGAAGCAUGAGGAGCAGAAGCAGAGUUCAUUAGGGACAGACAAGAUUCUUGUAGUGUCUCGGAGCCUGGCAUCAAAAGUACUUAGCCACGCAAAUGUUUUCCUGGUCUCCAUUGAUAUGCCUGUUUCUUUCAGCGACGAUGAUGCUUCUGGGUUGCGUUUGCGUUUCAGCAGUGAAAUAUCGAGGAGUUCAAAGCCAUGCCUUAUUAGUAUAGUUGCUGAAGGUAAAUGUUCUGAGCCAUUAAAUAUCUCUGUGAAAAUCAAUUGCGAGGAAACGGUAUUUGGUCUUAAUCUCUUAAACAGAUUUGUAGCUUUUCUACAUUGAAUAAAAUAUCAUUGCAGAUUAACUUCAGAAAUUGACUGUUUUGCUUCCUUUUUUUUGUCUUUUUUUUCUAAAAUAUGGUGAAUGUGAAUAAAGGAUGGCUCAGAAUGUGCUUUUUUGUCUUAUAGAACUUCUAAUGUCUGUUAUUUUCAUUUUUUUAGUGUAAUAUUGUAGAAAUUAUGAGACAACUAUUUUAAAUAUGUCUGUUGUAUUUUUCA
This is a messenger RNA of Dendrobium catenatum, 3689 nucleotides long. RefSeq names its product AP3-complex subunit beta-A. NCBI's taxonomy places the organism in Eukaryota, Viridiplantae, Streptophyta, Magnoliopsida, Asparagales, Orchidaceae. Gene Ontology annotation, cellular component: membrane coat; AP-3 adaptor complex. Gene Ontology annotation, biological process: intracellular protein transport; vesicle-mediated transport. The record is from RefSeq and is a predicted model, not a curated record. The coding region runs from base 79 to 3474 and encodes 1131 amino acids. The transcript has 11 exons.